GACUGGGCGAAAUGAUGAUUCUUCGCGUUUGAGCUGCUAGCAACUAUGGGCUAUAGCCGAGUAUUCUAGAUGACAUGCAACUAAAUAACGGGGUACUAAUUCCAUCCCGUGCACCAGAUCUUUUAACGAACUGUUUUGUCGUUUCAUCCAAAACUUGCGGAACUGGUCUUGUACCACUUGAGACACUUUAGUCGAACUCAAACUCAGGUCCUGUCAUUCUUAACGUCUGAUCUCGAAUUCUGUAGCACAUUAAGUUAGAUUCUUAUCGAAAUUUACAUCAAACCCUUGGGUUUUCUGUACGCCUGGAUAGAGCGGCCGAGCCCUUGAACUUUGAGAUUCUUAAAGCAAGCACGUCACUCUAUACUACACUACCUAUAUCGAAACAGUCGUUGUAGCGAUAUUUUAACGAAAUCUUAAACCAUGGCGACUGUAGCGGCAGGGUCUCAGGCCGGCCAUGACACCUUCGACGCACUCAAUAUCGAGUACGAAAAAGCUUAUCGCGACAACCCCUUCAAGGUUGCGGCGAUUAAGAAAGCUAUAACUUUGCUAGACCCCGGAUCAAAAGUUCUCGACGUAGGAUGCGGUACUGGGGUACCAGUUUCGGAAUUAUUGGCUGAAGCCGGACUAGAAGUGAUUGGUUUCGAUAUCGCACCCAAGAUGGUUGAAUUUGCUCAAAAGAGAGUCAAGGGUACCUUUUCUGUGUCAGACAUGGUACGAUUCCAGGUUGAAGAUACGUUUUCGGGCGUCUUUAUGAUAUUUGCACAUUUGCAACUUUCGUAUCCAGCUGUUCAUGCGGCAGUGUACAAGUACGUCAGCGCAUUGACGCCGGGAGGGAUAUUUGUUCUGGGUCAGAUGCCGAGUGAUACGUACGUCAACGACGAAGAUAACGCAGCAUAUGAUGAAACGAGAACAUAUGUGGAGGAUUACGAUGCGCCAUUUAUGGGAGAACCACUUCCGACCUUCAUGAUGAGUGAGCAAGGACAAAGGAACUUUUUGACAAGUAUGGGACUGGAGAUCGUGAGCGAGACGAUUGAUCAAUUUCAACCGGAUAAUGAAAAAUGUGAGCCGGAAAUGCAGCAAUAUAUCAUUGCGAGAAGACCUGUGGAUGGGAAGAUUGUGGAGCCACAGCCACUCCCACAGAGGAAGUAGCCACUUCGUGCUACAUAUAAUAAAAAUUUGUAUACCGAACAAAAAGUAGAUGUUGGGGGCCAGAGAUAUAUCAAGUGUGUGAUCUAGGUAAACCUCUCGUCAAUAAUUAAUGAAGACUUCCAAGCACCCCGUCGACCUACUCCAUGUGGCAUAUUGUUUGGUCGAGCGAAUUUUGAAUCCCUGGAAGUUUUUGGAAGUAUGGCAAAUUCUGUCUCUAGGGAGACGAUGGAUUGAAUUCAAAUCCAAGUAUCCGCAAUAGAAGACAGCUUGAAUAGAGAGUCUGGCUUUGCAAAGCAUAUAUAGUUUUGAAAUAGAGCUCACUCUGCCACAUACGACCAUAGACUGAGGAAUAUAGGGCAUCCCGUCCGCUCUGCCAUACUCAAGCCUCAGAUCGGUAGAUUAGUAGUUGGGUGGGUGACCACCAGCGAAUCCCUACUGUUGUAUGUUUUCGACUUUUUUAUUGUUAAUCCUGCUUUUGAUUUUGUCA
This is a messenger RNA of Botrytis cinerea B05.10, 1636 nucleotides long. RefSeq lists its product as hypothetical. The transcript has a single exon. The record is from RefSeq and is a predicted model, not a curated record. The coding region runs from base 421 to 1149 and encodes 242 amino acids. NCBI's taxonomy places the organism in Eukaryota, Fungi, Ascomycota, Leotiomycetes, Helotiales, Sclerotiniaceae.